Molecule: messenger RNA, 246 nt
Organism: Penicillium canariense
Lineage: Eukaryota; Fungi; Ascomycota; Eurotiomycetes; Eurotiales; Aspergillaceae
Exons: 1
Coding region: 1-246 (81 amino acids)
Source: RefSeq, a predicted model, not a curated record
AUGCUCGCCACGAUUGGCGGACGAUUGAUAUUGGAAAGGCUACAGCUAGUCAACGCCUCGCGAAAUAGUCACACCGUCUCUGAGAAUCUGUGCAGGCAAGACGCGAGGCUCAUCAACGACAUUGUUGAUCUCAAAAGAGAACACGACAACUACUCCGGUAGCGGUGACUGCGAGGCCAGUCUUCGUAAUAGCGGUUCUAAUGCUUCUGCACGACUCAAUGGAGAUGAAGCGCCGCCCAUCGUCUAA